UAUACGAUCUUUUGAAGAUACGUCUUUUUCGCUCCGUUCUAGCUAGCUAGCUAGUGUGGUGGUGGAAGAAGUCCUUUUAUUUUUUUGUACUUGUGCAUGUGGUGGAAGUUUGGUCCCCUCAAAUAAUGAACGAUCUAAUACAUGUUGGGAUGAAAUAUCAUAGUUUUGGCCUUGAAAUGUACGAGUGAUCAGCCUAUUGUUAAAAUGAAAUGGUAGCCAAAUAAAAAAUAAGAAGUGGUGCCUAACCAAAGCUCUCCCUCUCUCUAUUCUAUGUUUUAGCUAUCAUACGAUCUACCCCAUGGAUUCUUUGGGCUCGUUGGCCGACGCUUAUUUGCUUUGGUUCUUUGUGCAUGCAGCAACUUGACCUAAUAAUUUAACCAAACCAAUAAUGAAUCAAUCAACUGAGUGUGGAGUAUAUUCGUUUUGGUUGUUAGAUGUUUCAUACACAAAACGGUUUCUAAUACUUAUAAAACAGGUUGAGCUGGCUUAUAUUACUUCCGAGGAUCAGACAACUGACUUGCUGACCAAGACUGUUGCUACCUCACGUCACUGGUUCCUAGCUUACAAAUUGAUGUUGCGUAAGCAUCAUCAAUUUGGGGGAGGGUGUUAGAAGUAUUAAUGAGUUAAUUGUAAUUUGCCAUUGAUAUGGGGUUAUAAGGGUUAUAUUUCUGGGUUUGUACGGAGAUAGGGUUUGGGACGGCUAGCUUAAAUAGGUGAUGCUAGUCACGUUGUAACCUAAGGAUUCUCGGUGAAUACAAUUGACUCUGAGAGGUUGCUCCUCUCUGUGGAUUAGUCUCAACGAUAUACGUUGAGGAUACCACGUAAAUCUCGGUGUGUUCGUGUGAUUAUUCUUCGUUUGGAAUUUUGUUUAACACUUGUCAUAAUGAUGAAAGUGCUUAGUAGAAGUUCGGGUGCAUUUGAACAAUUGUACUUGAAAUCUUCAUCGGGCGAGUUGGGUAAAUUUCUAUAAUUACACAAUUAUCAAAUCUAUAAUUGGAACUCGAGAUUUAUAAGAUUAGAAUUCGAUAAGUAAUCAUUAUACCAACUUGAAUUCAAAACCUCACACCCCUCACCUUACCUACCACACUUCGUCGUGUUGAACUUUGGGCUGGACUACGGCUGGCGCGAUUGUGGGCUUCUUGAGUUUGUUUCCCAAAGAAAAAAAUCCAAAUUCCCAUCACGAGCCCAGCCCAAACAAAACUCUCCUGAUCCACACAUCCAUCUCAAAGUCGGUUAAACAAAAGGCCAGCCCAUCCCACGUCAAUAUCCCCGCAGCGCACGGAUAAUCGAUCUCAGCCGUCCACCUGUCAUCCAUCCGUGUACGAGGAGAGACGUUGGCGAAGCAGACAGGUUUCCUUUUCCGAAUUAAAUUUCGAUUAUCAUGAUUUUUAUUUAUUAUAUAAAGCAACCACCCUUGGACCCUUCCCUACCAUUAACGCGAGAUCCGUGUGUCACGAAAAGAAUAUAAAUUAUCAUUAAAACGAAGCUAUAACCCAAAAAGCUCUCAACAGAAGAAAAAAAAAAACUCAGAUUUGGAGCCCUUUUCAAUUCCAUUAUUAUCAGAUCUCGUCUUCUCCCCCGCUAAUUUGAAUUGGAAACUGAAUGAAAUUCAGCGGACGGAGACAAUAAUUCUGGAACUUGAAUCGUCUUUUUUUCCGAUCUGGUUCUCCUUUUUUUUGUUCCCCACCUGAAAAACCCUAGGGGAAUCGAGGUUUCUAGGGUUUGGUUGCCGGGAUCUGAUUUCUCUGCUGUUUAGUGUUUUGUUUUUUUUUUGAAUUGGUGUGAUGAAUGAUCAGGCGCAGCAGAUGAUGAUGGGCGGUGGUUCCGGCCGGGCGGGUCCGGUGAUGAACCCGCUUCCGGCGGGACCUCCGAUCAUGAGCCAGGCGCCUCCUCCGCCGGUGAUGGCGAUGACCAUGGGGCAGCCGGGUCAGCUGAUGAACCCGGUUCAGCCACAGAUGAUGAACCCUACCAACCAGCCUCCACAGCAGAUGCUGAGCCAUGGCCCAGCCAUGAGCCAGCAGCAGAUGAUGAUGAAGAAUCAGCAGAUGGGGUAUAAUCCAUGGCCGCAGCAGCAGCAGAAUCAGCUGCAUCCUGGGAAGUUCGGGUAUUUUGUGCCGCCGUCGAAGCCCAGAACGAGUAACAACAACUGGAAGGGUAAGAAUAAGGACAGAAGGAUGUCUAAUAACAAAUCCAACAACAACAACAAUGGCAACGUUAGUGGUGGCGGCAGCUUGACUGGUUCCGGUGGUGUUGCUGGAGGAGCGAGUUACAUACCGCCCAGUCUUAACGAGCUGCAAAACCAGAACUGGAUGAAAACUCAGAAGCACUAUCACCAUGGCAAGAAGAAGUAUAACAACCGUUAUGCUCCGUAUGCUCCUAGGAACAGUACGUCGUUCAUUAUCCGUGCUAAGAAGUCCGGUGGGAUUGCGUCGCUGGUGUCGCCUUGUCCUGUUACCCCUGCUGUUCUGCCAACGCCGGACAUUGAAAUUCACCCGAUGGAGGUGCUUGGUGAUGUGGCUAAGGAGGAAUGGGGAGUUGAUGGGUACGGAUCGAUGAAAGGUUUGAUUAGGUUGAGGUCGCCGGGUCAUGAGAUGGAGGUGAAUGAAGAUGACGAGGAAGAUGAUGGUAGUGGGUCGAGUGAGAGUGACGUGGAGGAACAUGUGGAGGUGGAGAGAAGGUUGGAUCAUGAUUUGAGUAGGUUUGAGAUGAUAUAUCCUAGUAAUGCUGGAGGGGAGUAUAGUUAUAAUAACCUUUUGGAGAACAGGGUAGAUGAUCAGGACACUCAUAUAGCACAGCUAGAGGAAGAGAACUUGACCUUGAAGGAGAGGCUGUUUCUGAUGGAGAGCGAGUUGGAUGAUUUGAGGAGGAGGAUGGAGUUUUUGGAGAGGCAGCAUCAUCAUCCUCACGGGCAGGGCAAUAAGGGUGGUAGAGUUAUGGAGGAAGUUAAUGAAGAAACUGUGGAGAAUAUCUCUGAGAAUGAUUUGAACGAGUCAGAAGGUCAUGGUGAGUCGGAUGAUGUUGCUGAUAACAAGGAGAUGCCGAGGAUGGAGCACCUCGAUGGAGGUAAAGAGCGCUCUAAUGACGAGACUAAUGUUAAUGAGAACAAUAGAGACGAUGUCAAGUCAGAGACCAAUGAUAUUUGUAUGUUGGAGUCUGGUGAUGAAGUUGUUGAAAAGAAAGAGGUAAAGUGUGAAGAGGGUAGGGAUCCUUUGGCGACAGAUGCAUUAGUAUCUAACAAGGAAGAACCCAGGGAUAACGUGAUGCCAGAAGAGGUAACUGCAUUGGGUGGAAAUUGUGGCGUGAAGGACAUCUUAGAGGACAAAGUAGAUGGUGGAUCAGGAUAAGUGCAGGUAUAAGAGAGUGUUCCCUUUGAGAAGAGCAUUUGGCGCUGGGUGACUAAUCUCUAAUUAAUUAAUCGACCCGCGUUAAUGUUAGUCUCUUCCGACUUACAUAGGCAGAGUGUUUUACUCUGCGAUUUGCACAAUGGAUAGGGGGUUUGUACAUGGUUCUUUUCGCUUGUUUUUGCUGGUCCAGGAAGAAGUCUGAAGAAUUCUGCAUAUGCUGUUUUUCAUGACACUCCCUCUUAGCUUUCACUUUAUCCUGGAGUAGGGUUUUAGCUAUUACUCUUUUAGCUGUAGUAGUACUUCACUACUUUCGUUGGGAUUAUGAAAUGUAUGAUUGUUAAAGCUUAGACAGUCCCUUCUUAAGCCAUAUGGUCUAUAUUUUGUUCCAAGUUUGUGUAGAAUGUUGGAUUAUGGAACUAUGUCUCUGACUCUGUUUAUGUACUAGUUCUUUUAUCAUAUUAUUAAUUAUGUGGGUUUGUUUUUCGAAAUCUUCCACCAGAGCUGCGGUUCAGCGUCCUGGAGGUUUGUUUUACCAUGUAGCUGGAGGUCUGUGUUUCAUCUCAUGUGAAUGGAGAUGUUCUUGUAUUGAUGUUUUACUUGUGGGUUUAAGGUUGAUUGUUACUGUGCUUCAAGAUUGUGAAGCCUAAUUGAUGGUUCUGAAUUGCAUGUUGAUGAACAUCAAUAAGUUCUUUCUUGUGUUUAGGCGGUUCAAUUGAGUAGAGGACAUGAAUGAUUGAGCAUGUUUCUGUCCCCUGUUAUCAUCCACGUCUUGCUGGAGAACAACUCUGAUCUGUGACGAUUUCGCCUCUGGAGCUUCAGUCUGGUCUCUGGUGGAUGUUUAUGCUCUGGAUCUGAUGAAGAGGCUCUUGGUUUGGGGCUUUUUGAUGUCAGUUACUCAUUUCCAGAUAGCGAAAUCGGCACAGCGAGGCAUUCGAGUACCCUAUUUGAGGCUCCUCAUCCUGAUUGUACGAGGUAAUCAAAACACUACCUGCUGGUUCCAUUCAAGCUCUGCGUGUGAUUUGCUCUGUUUAUUUGCAUUCCAGGCUCUCGGCAGAUCCUGACCUGGCCAUAUUACACGACCAGUGAAGUGAGCUUAGCUGGUUCUGUGAAACUUGCUCUCUGACCAGAGUGAAGAUGAAGGCCACUUGACGAGGACACAAUAUGGCGCAGAACUCGGCCAUAAACUUGACCAGCAUAGUGGCUGGAUUCUUUGCUGGAUCAUGGAAGUCAUUUUUUUGGGCUGCGGAUUGUUUUCCUUGGAUCGGCCCGCGAAAAUAUAUAUGGGCUCAAGUGAUAAUUCUAGGGGUGGAAAUCGGUAUGGUAUCGGUAUACCAAUAAUCAAAUACCAAAAUGCCGAAUACUGAAUCAUACUCUAAAACCAAUCUCAGUUCCUAAAUAAUUUUGGUAUUCCAAUUCCAAUCCCUAAAUAUUUCGGUAUUCCAAUUUGGUAAUUGGUAUUAUGGGAUACAAAAUUAAUUAUUGAUGUUAUUAAUAAUUAAAUAUAUAAAUUAGAUUUGACGUUUAAUUUAGGACAAGAGACUAAAUAAAGAAUUCUGAGUUUGUUUAGAGCUAGGAUAUAGAUAAGGAGAAUGGAGGGGGAGAGGUGAUAUUUCAAAUUCUUGUCAUGGGUUUCUUUAAUUUUAUGAAUUGGAGGCUAAGAGACGACUAAUACUAGUAUUUGCUUUUGCUGUUAUGAAAAUAAUAAGAGAUCAGGUGAGAGAUGAGAAUGACAUAAACAAGAAAGUAAAAAUUGAGUUAGAUGAGAGAUUCUAAGUUGUGAAAGUGAGAGAUGAGAAUGACAUAAAUAGGAAAGUAAAAAUUGAGUUGGAUGAGAGAUUGUAAGUUGUGAAAGAGAGAGCAAUGAUCAAAGGUUGUUUGCUAUAUUUUUUUUUAUAGUAUUUAACAGUGGUAAGUUGCUCUUGCAACUUGUGGAAAUUGUACGAUGACGAUAAGUAACUAACAAAUGCACGUAAACCAUCUAAAAACAUACUUUUUUAUCAGCUAACAGUUAAGGGGACAGUUGAAACAAUCACGUUCCUUCUAAACAAACUUUUGUACUUUGAACAACCAUAUAUGUCACUAAAAUACUAUUCUUUCUUCUACAUCUUGAAAAUUUGGUUUGAUCCACGAACUACAUUAGAAGUAAGGAUUUAUUUUAUAAGGGCGAGCAUUUGAAGUAAGAAUUUUUUUUGAAUGACAUCAACCAAUUUGCUCUAAUUCAUAAAAAGGUCGAAAUUCACCAUAUCCAAGCUUGUAUGAAUUUGUGAAGCUACUUUCUAAGCUGUUCAUGCAUUCUUACUUAAAAAAAGUGAAGCUUCAUG
Messenger RNA from Linum trigynum, 5665 nucleotides. NCBI's taxonomy places the organism in Eukaryota, Viridiplantae, Streptophyta, Magnoliopsida, Malpighiales, Linaceae. The record is from the annotation of a GenBank genome assembly.